This is a messenger RNA of Psammomys obesus (fat sand rat), 539 nucleotides long. RefSeq names its product X-C motif chemokine ligand 1 (gene Xcl1). The transcript has 3 exons. Gene Ontology annotation, molecular function: CCR chemokine receptor binding; chemokine activity. The coding region runs from base 14 to 358 and encodes 114 amino acids. Gene Ontology annotation, cellular component: extracellular region. NCBI's taxonomy places the organism in Eukaryota, Metazoa, Chordata, Mammalia, Rodentia, Muridae. The record is from RefSeq and is a predicted model, not a curated record. Gene Ontology annotation, biological process: cellular response to type II interferon; cellular response to tumor necrosis factor; positive regulation of T cell chemotaxis.
GAAGACCUCAGCCAUGAGACUUCUCCUUCUGACUUUCCUGGGACUCUGCUGCCUCUCCAUAUGCAUUGUGGAAGGUGUGGGGACUGAAGUCCUAGAAAAAACUACCUGUGUGACAUUCAAAACCCGGCCUCUGCCACUUCAAAAAAUCAAGACCUAUACCAUCAAGGAAGGCAUGAUGAGGGCGAUAAUUUUUAUCACCAAAAAAGGACUGAAAUUCUGUGCUGAUCCAAAAGCCAAAUGGGUACGAGAAGCAGUGAUAAGCAUUGAGGGCAGGUCCGGUGUCAAAAAGAGCAUGGCUAAAACUGUUCCCACGAGAGUCCAGCGGUCCACCAGCACAGCUACGUUCCUGUCUGGGUGAUAGCCUCCAGGACAGUGCUGCCUCACCAGCCAAGCAGCUCAUCUUCGUUCACAAGCUCAUGGACUAAUUAUGCUAGACUUACCUUUAAUGAAAGUGUUGCAUGAAUAAAGUUAUCUUUAUUUUCAAUGGCAUUCAUACUCAUUUUAAGUGUUGUAAGUAAUAAAUAUUUAUAUUUGAUUUA